Phaedon cochleariae (mustard beetle) is the source of this 1354-nucleotide messenger RNA. The record is from the annotation of a GenBank genome assembly. Lineage: Eukaryota; Metazoa; Arthropoda; Insecta; Coleoptera; Chrysomelidae.
GUUGAAUCAAUGCUGAUCCGCCUUGAAUCAAGGAAUCCUUUUUAUCUGUGUUGUAUGAAUUGUCCAUAACGAACUUUCUUCAUUGUUAAGUGUAUGUGCUGGUACUACUAGUUUUGCAGACUCGUUCUGUAUGUUUUAUGUUUGUACAGCAAAACCUACUCGAGCAGGCAUGACGUAGUUUAUAGCGUGGUUUUUAAACAAAUGCUUCCUGGUUGAUUGAUCGUCAUGUAUAUUGAUUAUUCAUACCUAUUGGUUUUGUGGUGGUUGUUAUCGAUCAAAAGGGGUGUAGAUUGUGUAAAUAUCGGAGAAGUGGAAGAAUUGGUCAGACAAUGGUCUCCCUUGAUAUGGUUAGCGCCAGGUGAAAAAUAUUUACCAAUGAGUGCAGAAGAUUAUUUGAAACAUGUCAAACUAGCUUUCAAAAAUGGUAGCGAAAUCGAAAAAGUUUCUUUAGAUGGAGCAUUACAGGACAAACUGAAGGACGCAAUUUUGAUUCCUAAUGAUUCUAUAAAUUAUUUGAUGGAUAAUACAUCUUCAUUCAUCUAUGGCAAAAAUCCGAAUUUGCAACCUGUCAUCACGUACGCUCUGGUCCAGCAAUGUCAAAAUAAUACACAAAGUGAUGUCUCGAACAGUGACAGUUCCCUUCAUUUUCACGUGAGCUAUUGGGUGUUUUUUCCGUACAAUGAAGGAAAACAAGUCUGUUUCAUUGGUUCAAUUCCGACAUUAAAAAUUUUCAACAUUUGCCUGGGUAGUAUGGAAACCUUAGGCAACCAUUUAGGCGACUGGGAACACAUGAGCCUAACAUUUUCCGGAAAUAGAUUUCCUGAUCAACUUUAUCUGGCUUUCCAUGAUUCAGGUGUUUAUUACAAUUACAAUCAUACGGGACGAUAUUUUAGAUUUUCACAUCAGAGGAAGAGUAUAAUCCAAGUGCCAAAAUUCCCUCAGAUUGUAAGGACACAAGGACAACACCCUGUAGUAUUCUCUGCCAAUGGAUCUCAUGGUCUGUGGUCAGCCCCUGGAAAUAUUGAUUUCGUGAGAAUACCCAGACUGACAGAUCGUAAUGGAUAUGGAACUUAUUGGAAAACCUGGAAUCAUAUCAAAAUCUAUCACCUGAAUACGAGCCCCCUUCCAUUCUGGUUGACAUAUAGGGGCAAGUGGGGCAACCCGAAAAGAAAUUGUUAUCUUUUCAAAAAACUAGGAAUUUGCCAGUAUUCAGAAGGUCCUGUUGGUCCCUUGUGGCAUGAACGUGAUUUUUCUUGUUCUACGAGAAGUUGAGCAGCAAUCAGUAUCAUAUCAGUUAUGUUCUGUUCCUGAAACAUAUGGCUAUGUAAUCUGUGAUUAAAUAAUUAAGUAGCAA